AGCAGGAGUGAGAACCUGACGCUUGAUCCACUGCGCUCACAAAUGUUCCUGUGCUGUAUCAAGAGAGGUAGGGAAGUCUUGAGAAGAGAAGCACUGAGGGAGCAGCUAGCUUCCUAGUCUCCCUUGUUUUUUUUUAAGCAAGUCACUUCUGGAUAUUUAGUACGGUAUCUGAAGAAGAAAUAUUGAGCUCUGGCGUCGGUUGGGAAGCGACUGCCAGAGGAGGAGAUAUCUGGAUGAAGUAGUGCUGGAGAGGGUCAGUGGUCAUGGUGACUGCUCAGUCUGGCGUUUUUUGGUGAAUGGCCUAGGGCUUGCUGUGACCAUGCGUUGCCUGGCAGCCCGGGUCAACUACAAGACCCUGAUCGUCAUCUGCGCCCUUUUUACCCUUAUCACUGUGCUGCUGUGGAAUCGCUGCUCCAGCGACACCGCUCUGCACUUCCUGCCCCGGGCUCCCCCGGUGCCACCCAGCCCCAAGGGCGGAGAUGCCAGCAUCAGCAGCCAGCAGCAACAGCCUCCGCAGCCUCCUGAACCACCGCCCGUAGUGGGUGGGAUCAAGUACGAAGAGAUUGACUGUUUGAUCAAUGACGAUGUUACGAUCAAGGGUCGAAAAGAAGGUGGGGAUGUGUACUUUCCCUUCAGUUGGAUGGAGAAGUACUUUGAGGUGUACGGGAAGGUGGUGCAGUAUGACGGCUAUGACCGCUUUGAGUUCCAGCACAGCUACUCAAAAGUGUACGCCCAGCGUGAGCCUUACCACCCUGACGGAGUGUUCAUGUCCUUCGAGGGUUACAACGUGGAGGUGCGCGACCGCGUCAAGUGUAUCAGUGGAGUGGAAGGUGUGCCCCUCUCCACCCAGUGGGGCCCCCAGGGCUACUUCUACGCCAUCCAGAUUGCCCAGUACGGUCUGAGCCACUACAGCAAGAACCUGACGGAGCGCCCCCCCCACGUGGAGGUGUACGACACGGCCGAAGAGAGGGACAGCCGGCCGGCCGGCCCAGGCUCCUGGAGUGUGUCCAAGGGCUGCAGCCUGACGCGAGUCCAUGACAAGGGGCGGGCCACCUCCGUACGACAGUUCAGCGCGCCAGAAAACUCUGACGGCAUCUCGCUCCCAUUGGGCAACUCCAAGGACUUUAUCAUCUCCUUCGACCUGAAGUUUACCUCCAACGGCAGCGUGUCAGUGGUCCUGGAGACCACGGAGAAGGGCGCGCCCUUCGUCAUCCACUACAUCACCACCAGUCAGCUCAUUGCCUUCAAGGACCGUGACAUUACCUACGGCAUCGGGCCACGUGGCGCUUGGACCACAGUGACCCGCGACCUGCUUACUGACCUUCGAAAGGGAGUGGGUCUGUCCAAUACUAAGGCUGUUAAGGCCACCAAGAUAAUGCCCAGGCGUGUGGUGCGUAUGGUGCUUCGUGGGCGCGGUGCCAUUGACAACAUCACCAUCUCCACAACGGCGCACACUGCUGCCUUCUUUGCUGCCAGUGACUGGCUGGUGCGUAACCAGGACGAGCGCGGCGGUUGGCCCAUCAUGGUCACCCGCAAGCUGGGCGAGGGCUUCCGCCCGCUGGAGCCCGGCUGGUACUCGGCCAUGGCCCAGGGCCAGGCCAUGUCCACACUGGUCAGAGCAUACCUGCUAACCAAGGACCCGUCAUACCUCAACGCCGCCCUCAAGGCAGUAGGACCCUACAAAAUGCCCUCUGAGCAGCACGGAGUCAAAGCCGUCUUCAUGAACAAAUACGACUGGUACGAGGAGUACCCCACCACGCCCAGCUCCUUCGUCCUCAACGGCUUCAUCUACUCCCUCCUUGGACUCUACGACUUGGCCGAGACAGCGGGCGACAAGUUGGGGCGUGAGGCAGGACAGCUGUUCAGCCGGGGCAUGGAGUCUCUGAAAGCGAUGCUGCCCCUCUAUGACACAGGCUCGGGGAGCAUAUAUGACCUGCGGCACUACAUGUUGGGCACAGCACCUAACCUGGCGCGCUGGGACUACCACACCACGCACAUUAACCAGCUGCAGCUGCUGGCGUCGGUGGACAAUGCGCCCAUCUUCAGGGACGUGGUGAAGCGCUGGAAGAGCUACCUAAAAGGAGGUCGCGCCAAGCACAAUUAGGGGAAACCCCCUACCCCCUUGACUCCUAGAUUGAAUCAAAUGCUUGACUUGGGGACGUGAGGGCAGGGGAGUUUUAUCACUUCAUGGGGGUAUCUUGUAUGUAACUCGUCUACAUGGGUUUGUGGGUGACCUCCUAAGAUUGGGCAGAGAGGGCGAGGAUUGUGUUCAGUCAAUUGCAGUCUCCGAUGCAGAGAACUUUCUCUUGCGGUAGUUUGUUUUUGCAGCUUUGCUGCGCUUCUCUUUUCUGAGCUAGUGGUUGUAAUUAAGUACAGCCGUAGCUUCAGGGAGUGUUUGUGUAUGUAGAGCAGAAAUUGGUUCAAAACAACUAUUCUAAACAAUGUUAAGAAAGAAGAAUGGAGGGGAUUUUAUUCAACCGCUUCUUACAUUUCUAUUACAAGUCUCUCCUCCAAGUGUAUUUUUUUACAGUCGUUCCUGUGUUUUGAAUAGCUUACAAGAGACAGUACUGUAAAUAAUAGAUUAAGUGUGAUAUAAAUUAUUUGGAGGAGAGACUUAACCAAAAAGAAAAAAAGUUUUUCAAAUUUAUUACAUAUUUAUAACUUGCGCGUUCAGAAUUGUACUUCUCCAAACUAUUUUGUAAACCCCCACUUAAUUACAUCUACCAAGGUCUUCCUGGCAACUCAAGAUUCCUCACUUAUAAUAGCUUCCUUGUGUGGGAAAUCACACCAACCCCCGCUCCCCCCCCCCCCCCCACACACACACACACACACGCUCACACACACACACUAUACCAACUAUAACAUUGGGGGAAAUGAAAAUCGGACUCGAGCUCAGGCCACCCUCUGACCUCAUAUCCGAGCAGGUCAUUAACAGUCCACUCCUCCCUACUUCCUCGUCACAGGCUCACCCCUCAUGAACCCCUGUCGACAGGAGCGUGCGGCCUGAACGCUUCACAGGCCUCAGCAGGGCAGCACUCGGGUCCGCAUGAUUGCGGUGAGACCAGGCUGUGUUCCAGCUGAGCGAUGAAGAGGCAGCUGCAGCAUUCCCUGAAGCCUGGCCACAAUAUGGCCUCCAUGAUGAUCCAGGUGAUCCAGCACCAUCGUUCAUAUACUGCCGUGGAGACGCUGGGUGAAGACUAGCUGGGGGAGUAAGUUAGCUUUUGAAAAAGCAAGCUAGCCUUUUCAUUGAGGUAGCAGAGGGCUGACAUUUACUCGCAGCCUGGAGUGAGUUAGCCCUUCCGUUUUGCAUAUCACUGUCGCCAGUAAAUAGGGCCGAGAGUCUGAGAAGCAGUGGGAGUUGAUCAGUUACUCUUCGUCAUUUAUAGUCCUCUUCUUUUUGUGUCUUAAUCCGUGACUGGAAAGAAAGGGAAUCCAUAGUGAAGUUCUUCCUCUGGCAGAUCUAAAUACGAGUCAUCCCAGUUCCAUCAUUCUCUGUGCACUCGUCUCGAUGAGUGGUGGAGUUAGCCGAUUGGGCCCGACCACGUUGUUCACCAACAUCUUUCAGUUUCUUAACAAGAACGUCUUUCUGAAUGCUGCCUUAAUUCUUGACCCGCAAACUCAUUCAAAGAGACACUUGCUAAGGGGGGUUGUAAUGACAGGAAAUCUGUGGGCUCACUUAAUCCCCAAGAUGGCCUGUUGACAGGUGAAUGAGAGAAAAGAGUUGCAGAGCCACCUCCAAAUUCAGUCAGUUAAAAGGUUGGAGAGCCACAGCAUCAACCUGUGAGUCAGCGCACUCCGGCUAUCUCCCUGCUAAACAAACAGUCUGUGGGACUAGCUGAGGGGGGGCCUACUGCCCCAGGCAGGGUUUGAUGAUGAUUUGAAGGUUUAGUAGUUGUACUGGGUAUUUAGCAUUGCCCUCGAGUUUAUGUCGAGUGAGGAUUUACAAAUAUGCUUGGUUCAAGGAAGCACUUUUUUGUUUUUGUUUCCCAAAUGUUUGUCAAUCAGUCUCAUCAAUGGCACACCAAACAGGGAAGUACACAAUUGUUUCAUUGAUGUGUGAUGUGUUCAGACACUACCAUCUACCCAUAUACAUUUGAAGUUGAUUUCCAAUGAGGUCUGUGAAAUCACUGGUAGUCAAGGUGCAACUGGUCAAAAUAAAUUCACUUAACUUUUCUUUAAAAAAUAUAUUUUAUUGAUCACACAAUUUAUUUUGAUCACACAUCUUCUGUGAUGCUCUUCCUGUUUAAUACCUGAGGUGGAGGCAGAUGAUUGGCUAUUAAGAUAUUCAACUUUGAAGCUUCUAUUUCUAUCGGUUAGAAGGGACGUACUGCAUUAUAAUCCCAUUCUUGUUUUCUUUGCUCCUCCAAGGUUGGUCAUUUCAUAAUGUCAUUUCUGCUCAUGAAUAUGAUUAUGCAUAGUUCCUACUAAGUAUGGAGUAACACAUCUAUAAACGGAACUUGCAUAGUUACCAAUUGAGAGUGUAUUGUAAAGAGAGCUUCAUUUUCAUGCAUACCAAAGCUUUUAAUUAAAUUCAAGGUCAUUUUCAAUGGUGUUUUUGUUGUAUUUUAUGAAUAUAUUUGUGCUAAUGUCCAUGAUGCAUUUGUUUAGAGCAAACAUAGAUGCUCAACAUGUCCGUAGACGGCAUACAGGAAAGCUUAAAUGAGCGUGUUGGUCUGCCUUCCCUCUGUCAGGCGACAGAAACUUUAACUGCCUUUUUGACAAAUGUUUGUUUUUGAAAUGACAAGUUAAGUAGGUCUAGCAAAGAGAAAAUAUGUAAACUCAGCUGUCUAAGGGGAUGUGUGCAACAUUACAACUAGCGUUUAGAUUUCUAUUUCAAAGGGAAAAAUAGGAUCAUACCUUUGUACCCCGCUUGAGGGUUGAGGGUUUUUACAAACUUUAUUUUAAUGUUUAAAUUAUGGAAUCAUUCAGCUAGGGUAAGCUUUUGUUAUUUUGGAUAGAGAGUAAAGCACAGAAGCACAAUUGCAUCAGUUGUUUUUAUGUUUUAGUUUCUUGUGGACAAUGUGCAACGCCUUCCUCUUGAACGCUGCUAUUGUUGUUAACUGUGUAACAAGAUGAUUUUUGGAAGAUCUGUUUUACUUUAUUUUCUCCUUACAUCUUGUUUUCCCCCACCCCCACUAUCCUGUAAAUUGGCAUGUGCAGAUCUGGUCACAUGACUUAUGCAAUAAAAUGUUACUGGGUCCUAUUGCCGUGGGAUACCCAGAGAGCGGUUGGACAGACUUUGCAAUCCAAGCACAAUGUGCACAUGCUACCAUUUUUGUAUGCAUAAGAAAGUGUUUAUAUAUAUAUAUAUACAUAUAUAUAUAUACAGAGAGAGAGAAAGAAAGUAAAUCUUUGUGCUUAAAAUUGCUUUCUAAAGUUGUAAAAUAAAGGUUUUUUUCUUAAGUCAAAGUACAAUGGCCUCUUUCUGCAAGCAUAGAGAAGUAUAGUAGAGAAACUUUAUUGUUCACUUUCAAGUAGAGACAUAAAAAUCAGUAUGGCCUACUUGUAUAAUUUUUAGGCACUAAUGUGGACUUCUGCCUCCCUCCCCUCUACCUACUUUUCUCUUUGGCACAAUCCAUUUAGUUAGGUCGAUGUAUUUUCAACAUAUGACGCAUUCAAAUUGUUGGGGGGGCUUUAGAUUAUAUAUUAUUAUAUUAUAUCUACAUCCAUUUUUAGGGCUUUAAACAAUUUGAGAUUUUAUUUGGGGUGUCAUUUUCAGAGUCAUGUACACAAAAUAUUAUAUUUCUUUCAAAAUUGCAGUGUUAACACUAUUACCAUAUCAAUUUGAUUCAAUUAAAAUAGACACAUUGUGUCUCAUAAACAAUUACUUUCUUUACACACAAAACAUCCAGUCUUAAUUCAUUCCUUUUUUGACAUUUUCAAGCAAAAAGUUAACCACACAUGCACAUAAUCACACAAUCUCUCCCCCCGUCUGCAGCCUCCCUCCCAUCCAACACUAAUAAUAUGAAGUCUCCCUCUGACGGGGCCUUUGUCUCCCUCCUUCCCUCAAACGAGGCCAAGCCCAGACUCCAGGCCUUUGUGUCUUUAUUGGCUCUCUUCGGUGCCAUUCUCCUCGUCCCUUAGUGCCUUUCAGAUGUCAUUGAGACUAUUGUGAUACCAUUAGAGGAAUUUAUGAAGCUUCAGAGCCAGGAGGCAGAGGCCUUAGAACGCCUCAUAUUAUGGUGAAUCUGAUCAGAUUAGCUCAGGGUUGAACCCACCAUCAUUGAGUUUGGGAUCCAGUGGGAAAAGUGCAUUUGGGAUGGAGGCUUGGGUCCAUGAAAGGUGACUGUGUGGAUGAAUGGAGUUUACAGAAAGAUGAAGAUGGAGAAGGUCAAUACCACUGUAGCUUUAUUGGAGGCCAUUUUGGGAGAUGUCACUCUAAUUUUUCAGACUCAAAUGAUUUACAAUUAAUUGUGUCUUUAAAUGUUUUUCCUUUUAUAUGGGAUGUUUCAGACAGAACUAUUUGUGCAAAAACUAAGACUUGUGGAUGAUCCAUUUUGGUUUGCUUAAUAAAUAAUUGGGAGAAGA
Molecule: messenger RNA, 6528 nt
Organism: Hypomesus transpacificus
Lineage: Eukaryota; Metazoa; Chordata; Actinopteri; Osmeriformes; Osmeridae
Gene: glceb
Product: glucuronic acid epimerase b
Exons: 6
Coding region: 320-2104 (594 amino acids)
Biological process (GO): heparan sulfate proteoglycan biosynthetic process
Cellular component (GO): Golgi apparatus
Molecular function (GO): heparosan-N-sulfate-glucuronate 5-epimerase activity
Source: RefSeq, a predicted model, not a curated record